AUGUAUAACUUCGCGCGCCCUGCGCAUCACAAGGUGCAGCUAGAUGUGUACAUCACUGGCAUUCGUGAUUCUGAAGCUGCAGCCUGCUUGGCGCAGACUGUUUUCGAGGCAGCGCAGGCUGCAGUGGCAGAGCGUGGUGCAUGCUGUCCCAUAGCGUUUCGCGCGCUGGCAUCAAAACGGCCUGCAAAGUCUGCCCCACGCCACGAGAAGGACACAUAUGCGCCAUUCCGUGACGGCUCUGCCGGAUUUCCGCAAGCAAGCGAGCGCUCGCUUUCAUUCUGGGAAGAUUUGUCCGAGGAGGCCCGUCAAGCUGAUUUUGUGGGUGUGAUAGCCCAGUUCUUCAACUUUGAGGCUGUUGAGGACAUCAACCUCCUCGACUUCAUCGUGCCGAAACGUGGAGGCAUCCUUGUCUUCCAGAGCGGGUUCAACACCCGGGUCCCUGCGCAUGCAGAGGACUUGGUCUGGGGCACUUUGAUCGACAAGGUGCGAAGAGCAGGCGCCAAGAUAGCGCUGAUCAGCAAUGCCUUCAGCUUCGACAAGGCAACUGGCAAGUCUGGUGUGAUCCCACCGGAUGGAGAGGUUAUGAAAAAGCUGGAGCACCUGUCUUCAACUCUGUGGACUCAUCUGCGUGAGGCAGGACUGAAAGAGGCGCUGCGCUUCUCGGUGGACCAGAUGGCAAAAUGGCUGACGAAGGUCCCGAUGGCAGGUGUUGACUUCUCCAACAGCAACUUGGACGAAGGCCUUGCUGCCAUUCGGACAAAGUAUGGCAUCCCGGAG
Symbiodinium pilosum is the source of this 777-nucleotide messenger RNA. Lineage: Eukaryota; Dinophyceae; Suessiales; Symbiodiniaceae. The record is from the annotation of a GenBank genome assembly.